Molecule: messenger RNA, 2082 nt
Organism: Agrilus planipennis (emerald ash borer)
Lineage: Eukaryota; Metazoa; Arthropoda; Insecta; Coleoptera; Buprestidae
Exons: 2
Coding region: 946-2082 (378 amino acids)
Source: RefSeq, a predicted model, not a curated record
AACACAUCAAGCGAUUCCAAGCCCAAGUUUCUAGCGUCUGCCACCAGAUGCGCCGUCGUGACCGCCUCAGUGUAGCUUGAGCUUCCUAUCGGUAAACAUCGCUCGAGUACGAGUUUAUUGUUGCGUCCUCGUCGCCACCCGAAUCCCUGCGACAGCGCGAGAACACAGUGCAUUGUUGUUGAAUUAUAUUAGUCACUCACCAACUGCGAAAGAUCGAUCAAUCGAUCGAGAACGAUCGAUUUGUCUCUUGCUAAUAACAAGUCCGGUCACCAGCCACCGCACCGCUGAUCCUGUUUGGUAUUAAUGGUGCAAUGAUAAAAGGAAAAGGAAAACAAAUAAUUAAAUAAACGAAUUGCAAUUAACGUAUACAAUACGUAUAUAUUUAUACUAUUGUACACGUGGACUUGACGGAUUUCCAGUAUUGGAGUCCGUCGCCGUCGUCGUCAGUCAGUCACAACGACCCCGCCGUCCGUAGUGAGACAUCGCGACGCGCGCUCCUUUACCUCUUUGAUCUGCAGUCGGGUAUCAAUCAGGAGCAAUCGUUUUACUUUUCUUUCCUUUUAUAAAUAUACCGCGUGUAGAGAGCAGUUGCCAAAAGUAUUCUCGGGCUCUGAUUGUCGCUUAAGUAGCAUAACUGGCAGGAGUCGGUCAUCUAGGAUAGUGUCUUGUCUUCUUUUCUCAUCUGUUCUAUUGCAAUUCAGAGGAAAAGUCUUUAAAGGGAUGAUCGUUUCGGAAAACAGUGAGAUAGACGAAGAACAGUAGUGUUUGAUCGGUGCGUGCGAAAUGUAAACGCGUUGGAUCUUUCGAACCGACGCGACGCGAAUAUGUGGAAAGAUGAUCCUGCGGGGGUUCAUACAAAAGCUCGAAGGAUCCAAGGACCUGGCCGGCCAUUGCCAACGGGGCGCCGCUAGAACUUAGGGAACGGACUCGCGCCAAUCCCUAGACAUGUAUGAAUUAUCGUUCGGAAAAUGUGUAUGUUUUAUAUUUCUAGUGAUUUUAGCAUUUUUGGGUUGUUCUGGUUUCCCCAUAGAUAGAAGACUUUCCACAAUGAGCGGUGACGUUAGUGCGUGGAAUUCCUAUACCUCAGUUAGUGUAACAGACUCGCCUUCUGCAUCAUAUUCUAAUCAUUUUCUUGAAAGACUUUUCACUACUUCGAAAAAUUACCUCCGGAAAAGCAAUACUGCUCCUUAUAAUACGUUCCAAAGCAAUAGUUACGUUCGCCCAUCGACCAUCGGGCAAACCAGACAGCUUAGAUUAAGACACCAUCGAAUUCGACACUCUUCCCAUCAACAAAUUAUGAAAUCUCGACAUCCAGAGGCCCAAGCUACACACGUCAACGAACGACCCAAGCCUUCUGGUAAGAUAGAGACAUUGAUCUUCCCACCACCCCUAUCCAGUACCCGUGUCGUUAACGAUCUCGAACCAUACCGAUUAACGAACGGCCCCUUAUCAAAGGGUGCUACGUCAUACGAUGAGGAUGAUGUUCGCCGCAUCGUGUCACGACCUCAAAGAUCUUCCGAUAAGAAAAGGUCAAGGAAAAGGAGCUACCGAUGCCAAAGACAGGACGUGGGCCGAAAAGCCUACAUUGCGAACACGGUGGUAAGGGCCAAAGCUGAAAGCAUGAGCUCCAAUCGCAUCCACAAUUAUUCGGUAACGUUUCGUAUACUCGAAAAAUUUAAAACGCCCUUUGCCAUCGACGAUACAUUGAGGCUGACCUUUUAUAACGAUACCAAGGACAUGAACUGCGAAUCCGAGGUCUCCGAAAGGACGCACGGUCUAGUCAAAGCGCAGAUUCUUCAGUCAAAAGAGUACUUCUUGUUCCUCGACAGUGACGGCAUGCAUAACUACUCUCUCGUAGGUAUGCCAGUGCUUAAGAAAAAAAGGAUUAAGGACCGAAAAAAUCGCGAUCUCGAAGAGAUUCGAAGGAUCACCAGAAAAAAUUUCGCAUGGCAAAGCGCAGCAUGGGAAAGCGCGAUGAAUUUCCUCUCUCUCGGUGGCGAUGUCGAUGCCGAUGCCGGUGAUAAUCCGCCGAUGACGGCGACCGUGCUACCGAAGAACAAACGGACGGACGUCGAAGUCUAG